AAACACAUAACUUUUACUUUCGCGCGCUGAAUUGUGUAAUAAGCCGAAAAAGUAAGGUUGGAGUUACUUUUCUAGCUGUAUUGGCUGAAGUUACUGUAGAGGACCAUUUUAGCUAUUUUUACAUAUAAUUUUUUCUUUAAUUUAUUAAUAAAAUAUAUUUUUAAAAUAUUUUUUUCUUAAAUUAGUAGAAUCAGCCAAAACAGCCACUCCAGCCAGAAUAUCAUAAAUUUCAGCAGAAUCAGCCAAAACAGCCGAUUUUGGUGCUACCAAACGGGCUCUAAAAGAUAAUCCAUAUCCUCAAAUUUGGCUGUCAUUAUUAUUUUCUUAAACAUGUUUUAACUAGUCUUAUUCUUUUAUUAGGAAUAAAUGAGUCUUACAUUUGAGACAAAAAAAUUCAAUGAUAUUUUUUUACCCAUAUACUUCGUAUAACUAAAAGAUUAAGGAAAAAGUACUUUUUGUUAAGAGCACUUUCAGAUAGGGACUCCAAAGUUUCAUUUCUUCCCAAAGUUGUCUUCGUGUUUUAGGUCUGUUACUACUUGUGGCAUUAGAAUCAAAACUCCAUUAAACACAACUGAUGAGGUGGGCGUAAGUUCACAACUUCACAUGAGAAAGAUGAUGAACACUCACUUUAAUUCUCAAAAGUUCUUGAAAAAUUAAAAGAGAAGUAACGAGAGAUGCGCCUCGUCAAAACGAGCUUAAAAAAAUCUUCCUUUUUUGUUUCGUGCCACCUCUGUCACAGGAAAGUUCUUAGAUGCACAGACAAUGCACAAUACCUCAACCAAUGGGUAGUUCCAAAAGUGGAUCAAUGGUGUUUUCAGCAAGUCAAAAUGGAUAUGUAGGUUUUUCUUAGGCGAGGCCCAAUCCAUAGAUUGAAAAUAUUUGUUCCCAUUACAAUUCUUGCAUUUGCUGUCUUGGUUCCUGUUAAUUGGACGGGUGAAUCAUUGCAGAAUCACAAGGACAUAACGUACAAUGACAUUGAUAAACUUUCAAUCUCAAAUAUUGAUUCUGGAUCAGCAAGGUUAUGGGCACACAUAACUAUGGCUUAUAUGUUUACAUUUUGGACCUUCUAUGUUCUCUACAAAGAGUACAAAAUUGUCUCCACCUUGAGGUUGCAAUUCCUUGCUUCUGCAGAUCGCCGUCCUGAUCAGUUCACUGUCCUUGUGAGAAAUGUCCCUCCUGACCCUGAUGAAUCUAUUAGUGAGCACGUUGAACACUUCUUCUGUGUAAACCAUCCACAUCAUUACCUUUUACACCAGAUUGUAUACAAUGCAAACAACCUUGCAACACUGGUGGAGAAAAAGAAGACUAUGACAAACUGGCUUACUUACUACCAAACAAAGUAUGAGAGAAACCCUAAAACAAAGCCAAAAACAAAGACAGGACCUUGGGGCCUUGUGGGAACAACUGUUGAUGCCAUUGAUUAUUACACUUCUGAAAUAAAGAAGUUGAGUGAAGAAGAAGAUGUAGAAAGAGAGAAAGUGUUGAGUGAUCCAAAGGCAAUAAUGCCCGCGGCGUUUGUUUCAUUCUCGUCUCGAUGGGGAGCAGCCGUGUGUGCCCAAACACAGCAAACAAGUAACCCGACCAUCUGGCUGACCGAAUGGGCUCCCGAACCGCGUGAUGUCUAUUGGAACAAUCUUUCCAUCCCAUAUGUUGAACUCAACAUCAGAAGGUUGCUCAUGGGAGCUGCUUUCUUCUUCCUCACCUUCUUUUUUAUGAUCCCCAUUGCAUUCAUUCAGUCUCUUGCCAGCAUUCAGGGCAUUGAAAAGGUCUUUCCUUUCUUGAAGAAAUUGAUUGAAAUGGAUAUUGUGAAGUCUUUUAUUCAGGGGUUUCUUCCAGGAAUUGUGCUAAAGAUAUUUAUGAUUGUACUUCCAACAAUUCUGAUGACCAUGUCUAAAAUAGAAGGCUUUACAUCACUUUCAUCUCUAGAGAGAAGAUCGGCCGGAAAAUAUCAUUUGUUUAUAUUUGUGAAUGUAUUUCUUGGAAGUAUUAUCACUGGAGCAGCAUUUGAGCAACUCAAGACUUUUAUGAAUCAGUCACCAACCGAGAUCCCAAAAACGAUUGGGGUAGCUAUUCCAAUAAAGGCAACAUUCUUUAUUACCUACAUAAUGGUAGAUGGUUGGUCUGGCAUUGCUGCAGAGAUCAUUAGAUUAACGCCACUAAUAAUGUUUCAUAUAAAGAACAGUUUCUUGGUGAAGACAGAGAGGGACAGGGAGCAAGCCAUGGAUCCUGGUUCUAUAACUUUUGCUACCUCAGAACCUCGUAUUCAACUUUAUUUCCUCUUGGGCCUUGUUUAUUCUGUCAUCACUCCCAUACUCCUUCCUUUCAUUGUUCUCUUCUUUUCCUUUGCCUAUCUGGUUUUCCGCCAUCAGAUCAUCAAUGUUUAUGAUCAGAAGUAUGAGAGUGGUGCUGCAUUUUGGCCAGACGUGCAUCGACGAAUAAUCAUAGGCAUGAUCACAUCCCAAGUUCUGCUUAUGGGACUAAUGAACACCAAAGGCAUUCCCACUUCAACUCCUGUCAUACUUGUUCUCCCUGUUUUAACUAUAUGGUUCCACCAUGUCUGUAAGGGCCGAUUUGAGUCUGCCUUUGUCAAGUACCCAUUACAGGAUGCAAUGGUGAGAGACACGUUAG
This is a messenger RNA of Cuscuta epithymum, 2628 nucleotides long. NCBI's taxonomy places the organism in Eukaryota, Viridiplantae, Streptophyta, Magnoliopsida, Solanales, Convolvulaceae. The record is from the annotation of a GenBank genome assembly.